AUGUUGGAAGUGCGGGGCGAAGGGGCACUUCCGCUCGAAGUGCCCAGAAUUGAGCGGGGGAAACUGAAUUUUGCCGAGCUGCGCGGGGCCGACUCGGCGGGCGCGACUUGGGCCCCGAUUUGCGUUAGACAGAUUGUUGCAGGAAAUUGUAAUGUCAUCCAGCAUAAAAUUGAGCUAACGGACUCUAGACCCAUAAAACAAACUCCUCGACGUAUACCAUUGCAUUUGAGAGCAGAAGUGGACAAAAUUAUUGAGGGCAUGAAAGAGCAAGGAGUAAUCGAGGAGUCUCAGAGUCCUUGGGUAUCACCUGCAGUGAUGGUAAAAAAGAAGGAUGGUACGAUUCGCUUCUGUGUGGAUUAUAGGAAAUUAAAUGAUGUCACGGUGAAAGAUUCCUAUCCGCUACCGAGAAUUGACGAUAUUUUGGAUCAGCUGGCGGGUAAUACAUGGUUCACCACGCUUGACCUUAAAAGCGGGUAUUGGCAGGUAAGCCUUGCUUCAAAGGAUAAGGAAAAGACCGCCUUUUCUAUUGGUAGGGGUUUGUGGCAGUUCACGGUAAUGCCGUUCGGUUUAUAUAAUGCUCCCGCGACGUUCGAACGUUUGAUGGAAAAAGUACUGCAUGGGUUACUUAUGAGAGUUUGUUUCGUGUAUCUCGACGAUGUGAUUAUUUAUGGGAAGACUUUCGAGGAAAUGUUAGAAAAUUUGAGGAAAGUUUUUCAAAGAAUUCGCGCCGCGAAUUUGAAAGUCAAUCCGAAGAAGUGCGCUUUUCUUAGGAGGGAGGUAAAAUACCUCGGUCAUGUCGCAUCGGCUCAAGGAAUUGUCACAGACCCGGAAAAGAUUUCAGCGGUUGUCACUUGGCCGCCUCCGAGAACAAGGAAGCAGGUACAAGACGGAGCUGAGAGAGUAAUUGCUUAUUUUAGUCGCGUUUUUAGUAAGACUGAAAGGAAUUACUGCAUCACCCGGCGGGAACUUUUGGCAGUAGUGGAUGCGGUGAAAUCAUUCCAUCACUAUCUAUAUGGACGAAGGAGCGGGAAGGCUCAUACGAAUGCGGACAGGCUCUCGAGGCGGCCAUAUGAAGAGGCGGCUUGCCGCUAUUGUGAGAAAGUGGAAAGUCGAGAAAGGAGCAAUAGAGACAGGAAUAUAGGUCGUAUUGUGUUUUCGGAGGACAGUCGAUCGGAAUGGCGAACGGACCAAUUGCGUGACUCGAUUAUCUCCAUGUUCGUGCGAGCCAAGGAGAUCGACCAGCGUCCUAGUUGGCAGGAGAUUGCUCCGAAUGAGGACGCAGCAAAAAUUUAUUGGUCACAUUGGGACGCCUUAAUUCUCGAGGGUGGAGUUCUCUACAAAAGAUGGGUGUCCUCAAAUCCGGAGGGUAGUAAGCUACAAAUCAUCGUUCCGCGUGGAAGGAUUGCGGAGAUCUUAGAGGAGGCUCAUGAUUCUCCGACGGGAGGGCAUUUUGGCGUCAACAAGACCUUGGCGAAGAUUCGACAACGAUACUAUUGGGCUACUUGUAAAUCGGAUGUAGAAGACUGGUGUGCUUCUUGA
Ooceraea biroi (clonal raider ant) is the source of this 1539-nucleotide messenger RNA. RefSeq lists its product as uncharacterized. Lineage: Eukaryota; Metazoa; Arthropoda; Insecta; Hymenoptera; Formicidae. The record is from RefSeq and is a predicted model, not a curated record.